Archocentrus centrarchus (flier cichlid) is the source of this 1843-nucleotide messenger RNA. RefSeq names its product small ArfGAP2 (gene smap2). Gene Ontology annotation, molecular function: GTPase activator activity. NCBI's taxonomy places the organism in Eukaryota, Metazoa, Chordata, Actinopteri, Cichliformes, Cichlidae. Gene Ontology annotation, cellular component: cytoplasm. Bases 274 to 1701 code for a protein of 475 amino acids. The record is from RefSeq and is a predicted model, not a curated record. The transcript is spliced from 9 exons.
UUGAAUCUCAGACAUCACAUGGCAUCCUCCUCCUCCUGAUUGGGGUAUUGUCACUUCGAAUAAGCCGCAUGCUGGUUGGCUGAAAGGCAAUCAUCCCAUCGUUGUGAAGCAAACUCUCUGCGCUCCACAGCGAGGAGGAAGACGAGGGACGGCGGAGCGGAUCGCCUCUGCUCCCACUUUCAUUUUUGUGAAGGGCUGUCUGGCAAUAGCCGGCACAGACCGUAGGCGCUGUGGUGGUCCUGGUGGUAGUAGUGGUGGAGGAGGACCGGUGCGAUGAUGACGGGCAAAUCUGUGAAAGACGUUGACAGAUACCAGGCUGUCCUCAACUCUUUACUGGCUCUGGAGGAGAACAAAUACUGUGCUGACUGUGAAUCGAAAGGUCCAAGAUGGGCAUCCUGGAAUUUGGGCAUCUUCAUCUGUAUCCGCUGUGCUGGUAUCCAUCGAAACCUGGGGGUCCACAUCUCUAAGGUCAAGUCUGUCAACCUGGAUCAGUGGACACAGGAGCAAGUCCAGUGCGUUCAAGAGAUGGGAAAUGCCAAGGCCAAACGUCUCUACGAGGCAUUUUUACCUGAGUGCUUCCAGCGUCCUGAGACAGACCAGGCUGCCGAGAUCUUCAUCAGGGACAAAUACGAAAAGAAGAAAUACAUCGAUAAAGUCAUUGACAUCAAGAUGCUCAGGAAAGAAAAGAGUUGUGACAACAUCCCAAAAGAGCCAGUUGUAUUUGAGAAGAUGAAAUUGAAAAAAGACAUCAGCCCGAAGACAGAUUCCCAGUCUGUCACAGACCUGCUCGGACUAGAUGCCCCAGCUCCAAGCCCUGCGGUGUCUAAUGGUGGAGGAUGUGUUCCAGACAGUAAUGAGAGCCCAGUGGUGUCUAACGCAGCCCUGGCACACUCUGCCCUGGAUCUCUUCAACUCCCUCCCAGCCCCCUCCUCUGCUUCCUCUACAAAAAGCACGCCUGUUUCCAGCGCUAUGCCUCAGAGCAGAGUGACUGCCUCAGUGCCUGAGAACCUCAGCUUGUUCUUAAACCCAGCACCCAAAGCAGAGGAGGGCACUGUCAAGAAACUAUCCAAGGACUCCAUUCUUUCCCUGUAUGCCUCCACUCCCUCGGUACAUGCCAGCAGUAUGGCUGCACAUGCAGGCUUGUACAUGAACCAAAUGGGAUAUCCAACACACCCGUACGGUUCAUACCAUUCUUUGGCCCAGGCAGGGGGAAUGGGGGGCACUAUGAUGACAUCACAGAUGGCCAUGAUGGGACAGCAACAGAGCAGGAUGAUGGUGGUGCCACAAAACAGCAUGAUUGGAAUUCAGCAGAACUGCGUGAUGGGGCAGCAGAAUGGCCUGAUGGGCGCUCAGGGCGUCGUGGCUCAGCCUAGCGGCGUUGUGCCGCCACCCUACAUGACAGGAAUGAUGGGACAGCAGCAAACCGGAAUAAUGGUACAGCAGCAGAACAGUGUUAUGGGACAGCAACAGAGUGGGCUGGUGGGACAGCAGCAGGUUGGGGGUUUGGCCACAUUACCCCACCAGCAGGUUUACGGGGUCCAACAAGCCCAGCAGCUACAGUGGAACAUCAGCCAGGUGACUCAGCACAUGGCCGGCAUGAAUCUUUACAACACCAGCGGCAUGGUGGGAUACAGCGGUCAACAAACGGGAGGUUCAGCAGCUCCAAGUUCGGCGCACAUGACGGCGCAUGUGUGGAAAUGAUCUCGUCUCUCCGAGAAUCGAUGGAGCGCCAACGACCCGCAAAAAAAGAGAGGGAAAAGCUGUGGAUCAGACUCUCCAUAAAACAUUUUUUAAUGCAAGGGAGGAGGAGGAGGAGACUGAUGUGGAGAAGAAGAAGAAGAAG